GAGAGAGAGAGAGAGGUGACGGAGAGGCCAAAGGAUCUGUCUCUCUCUCAUCCUUCGCCCGCUUCUCCUUAGCUUUUCUCCUGUAGUUUUUUGUCUGGAAUCAUAGGAAGGGAGUGGGAAGAAGGGAGGGAGGAGAAAGGAGGCAGAAGAAGGGUCUUCUUUGGCUUGAGCUUUGACCCGUUCUUCUUAGCACAAUUAGCCGAUUCAAAUCCUCUUUGAUCCCCUUCUGACUUCUCCUUCUUCUUCCCCAUUCGACCAUUAAAUCCCAUCCAUCCCACCUUCGAUUAGCCGCCUACCGAAGACAUAUCUCUUGUUCUAUCUUCCAAAGCUCGCACCUUUCGUCGAUUAAGGCCUCCUUGCCGACACCGGGGGGAAAAAAAUCCGAUCUUGGUGUAAAAUCAAAGCCCUAGAGAACAACAACCCAAUCAUCAGAUAUGGGUAAUUGCUGCGCGACGCCUGUUGAUUCUUCAGAGAAGGAAAACAAGGCGAAGCAGAAGAAGGGGAAGAAGCCCAACCCCUUCUCAGUUGAGUACAAUCGAACGCCGAACUCUGGCGCUUCUAAGCUCGUCGUUCUCAAAGAGCCCCCCGGCUGCGACAUCGGAAGCCGCUACGAGCUCGGCGACGAGCUCGGAAGAGGAGAGUUUGGGGUGACAUAUCUCUGCACUGAUAAGGAGACUCGGGAGAAGUUUGCCUGCAAGUGUAUUUCGAAGUUGAAGCUGAGGACUGCUGUGGAUAUUGAGGAUGUGAGGAGGGAGGUUGAGAUUAUGAGGCAUAUGCCCCCUCAUGUUAAUGUUGUGAGCUUGAAGCAUACUUAUGAGGACGAUAAUGCCGUUCAUCUUGUCAUGGAGCUCUGCGAGGGUGGAGAGCUCUUUGAUAGAAUUGUUGCCAGGGGGCAUUAUACGGAGAGGGCUGCUGCUGCUGUUACGAAGACCAUCGUUGAGGUUGUGCAGGUGUGUCACAAGCAUGGAGUGAUGCAUAGGGACCUCAAGCCUGAGAACUUUUUGUUCGCCAAUAAAAAGGAAACUGCUGCUCUUAAAGCUAUAGAUUUUGGCCUCUCUGUAUUUUUCACACCCGGUGAAAGAUUCACCGAGAUUGUUGGAAGUCCUUAUUACAUGGCCCCGGAGGUUCUGAAGCGCAAUUAUGGGCCUGAAAUUGAUGUAUGGAGUGCUGGAGUUAUAUUAUACAUUUUGUUAUGUGGCGUGCCGCCAUUUUGGGCAGAGACUGAACAAGGAGUAGCUCAAGCAAUUAUUCGUUCGGUUUUAGAUUUUAAAAGAGAUCCAUGGCCUAAGGUUUCUGAUAGUGCGAAAGAUCUUGUGAAGAAGAUGCUUGAUCCCGAUCCAAGUAAACGUUUAUCGGCUCAAGAAGUGCUAGACCAUCCUUGGUUGCAGAAUGCGAAAAAGGCUCCAAAUGUGAAUUUGGGCGAGACAGUUCGAGCGAGGCUCCAGCAAUUCUCUGUUAUGAACAAGUUCAAAAAGAGAGCUCUCAGGGUUAUUGCUGAGCAUUUAACUGGGGAGGAAGUGGCAGGCAUAAAGGAGAUGUUCAAGAAGAUGGACAUAAACAACAAUGGAAGAAUCACCCUCGAAGAGCUCAAGUAUGGACUUCACAAACACGGGCACCAGAUUCCGGAUGCAGAUGUGCAGAUAUUAAUGGAAGCUGCUGAUGUUGAUGGAGAUGGAACUCUUGAGUAUGGGGAAUUUGUGGCUCUUUCGAUUCAUCUACAGAAGUUGGGCAAUGAUGAACAUCUUCACAAAGCCUUUGGUUUCUUCGAUCAGAACAAAAGUGGAUUCAUUGAGAUUGAAGAGCUCAGGGAUGCACUGCAGGAUGAUUUGGGUUCCAACAGUGAGGAAGUCAUCAGCGUCAUUAUCAAUGAUGUGGAUACUGAUAAGGAUGGAAAGAUCAGCUAUGAGGAAUUUGCAGCCAUGAUGAAAGCUGGCACAGAUUGGAGAAAAGCAUCAAGACAGUAUUCUCGUGAGAGAUUCAACAGCCUCAGCUUGAAGCUGUUGAAGGAUGGAUCUCUGCAGCUGAAUAAUGAUGGCAUAAAAGCCAAAUAAGAAGAAGAAGAGAGAAACCGUGACAAGCAUCUUCUUUUUUAUGGAUUUAUGAGAUUCAUUCGAGCUUUUUUUACUGGUUAUUCACUCGGGGCCAUUAUAUUCUUUCAUGCUUCUCCUUCUCUCUUCUGUUCUGUUCAGUAGGAAGCUGUUUAAGCUUUUUUGUUCUUGCUGGAGCUUAAGCAGUUGUUUUACUUGAAUGCUAAGAGUAUCUGUAUCAAAGCCCAAAAAUGAAAUGAAAGCUGGGCUUUCUGUAAAUAUGUGAUGCUUACCAUGAAUUUGGUGCUUUGGUGACUGAGAAGACUUGGCCUUCUAUCUCUGAACUUCCUGUGUGUUGUUUUGUAGUUUCUUUUUUUUUUAAUCUUUUUAAUGAUUCUUAACUGUAAUUUAUCUGAUGUAAUAGUUUUGAGGACUUGUAA
This is a messenger RNA of Phalaenopsis equestris, 2467 nucleotides long. Its product is annotated as calcium-dependent protein kinase 20-like. The coding region runs from base 435 to 2051 and encodes 538 amino acids. Gene Ontology annotation, molecular function: calcium/calmodulin-dependent protein kinase activity; calmodulin binding; calcium ion binding. The transcript is spliced from 8 exons. Gene Ontology annotation, cellular component: cytoplasm; nucleus. Gene Ontology annotation, biological process: intracellular signal transduction; protein autophosphorylation; peptidyl-serine phosphorylation. Lineage: Eukaryota; Viridiplantae; Streptophyta; Magnoliopsida; Asparagales; Orchidaceae. The record is from RefSeq and is a predicted model, not a curated record.